Molecule: messenger RNA, 3597 nt
Organism: Capronia epimyces CBS 606.96
Lineage: Eukaryota; Fungi; Ascomycota; Eurotiomycetes; Chaetothyriales; Herpotrichiellaceae
Exons: 5
Coding region: 1-3597 (1198 amino acids)
Biological process (GO): nuclear-transcribed mRNA catabolic process, nonsense-mediated decay
Cellular component (GO): exon-exon junction complex; cytoplasm
Molecular function (GO): protein binding; RNA binding
Source: RefSeq, a predicted model, not a curated record
AUGGACCGCAAGCGCAAGAGGGAGCUACGUGACCUGAACCUGCGCGUCUGGGCAGGCGCAAAGGAUGUCUACGAUGUAGCAACCUCCCUCGAUUCAUCUCUUAAGAAAAACACUGCCUUCAUUAAACGCCUCCGCACCGGUCUCUCGUCCACGGCACAAGACACAUUUCUCUCCGAAGUCCGCACGUUGUCCCUGCAAAAAUAUCUCUCCGAGAUUAUAUCUGCUACAGCUGAAGGACUGAGCAAACUCAAGACCGCAAGCGAGAUUGCCACCGCGGUCGAGGUAGUUAGUGCACUACACCAGCGUUUUGGGCCAGCGGAAUUCACGAAACAGUUGGCAUGGCUGCUCGGCAAGGGAUUGACUCCGCCGGACAAGGCUCAGGUGAAGCUAUGGAGCCUGGAAGUCCGUGAACGUGAGGAGAAGGAACGUCUUUCCCGUCAUCGGAUUCUUCUUCGGGUGGUCACAGAGUUCUGGAUAUGUGGUAUUCUUCGAAGUUUGGACGACGUGGAUCGCCCCGACGAGAGCUUGAGUCGAGGCAAGGAUGUUCCAUUACAGGCGGAGUUCAAACCAAAGCCCGCUGCAAAUGGUACCCGACCUGACGCUCACAUCGAACAUGAGCCUUUCCCUCUCGAAGUUUUAAAGGAACUGCUCGGGCACGACCCUGAACACGCCAAUCUGAGUCUCGCCGUCCUCUUUGUCAAAAACUUUGCUUGGGACGUCCUCGGACUCAAGCCACCUUCCGAGGAAGCCAGAAAACCGGUCGAUGCCGAAGGUAACGCAGCAGAGACGACCGGUCAGGGUGUAGUCUCUAGCGACCUAAGCGAGGAAGAUCAACCCAUCAUGUCACAAUCUAUCCGACAACGAUUCGUAAACGUGUUUGAACGUUAUCUGGCCAGUGUCAAGAGCCAUGUCGUACGAAACCAAAAGUUAUUAAGCAACCAAAGCCGCCGCAACGCAGAAGCCUAUGUCAAGAGUGGUGAAAUCUUCGAAGACCGACAGGCCAACUAUGAGAAGCAGUUGAAGGCGCAAGAGAAAUUGGUUACCGGCGCCCAGAUCCUGUGUGAUGUCCUGGGACAAGAGAUGCCAGAUCUGGCCGAGAAGGAGAACGCGGAGACUACAGCGGCUGGCAGCGUAGGAAUGAUCAAGACUGGAGAUUAUCUCAAAGGAUCGGGUGACGGCGCCGGCAUCUGGGAAGACGAGGAAGAACGCCGUUUCUACGAGAACUUGAUGGAUCUCAAGGGCCGAGUCCCUAGCAUUCUCCUGGAGGACUCGAAGAAGAAGCCCGAGGCCGACGAGCGCCCAGACUCGAGUGGUGUCGCCACUGAAAGCGAAUUGGGCAAGCAUUCCGAAGCCGAUGACCAGUCAACCACGAUUGCCAACAAAACCGUCGGGGCCCAAGUUGAUGCUCUCCUCCUGCGACUGCCGGAAUUGCAGUCCAAAGACGCGGUUGACCAGGUGGCGCUGGAUUUUUGUUUUCUGAACUCCAAAGCCUCUCGGAACCGCCUCACCAAGUCCCUGCAAGAGGUUCCGAAGGGCCGAACAGACUUACUUCCGUUGUAUGCACGCCUUGCGACCACUCUGGGUCAAUACAUGCCAGAUAUUGUCCAAGGAUUGGUAGGGCACCUUGAUGAGGAGUUCCGAAGCCUCCAAAGACGAAAGAGCAAGGAUUUCCUCGGUCAGGUCCGAAUGGCGAACAUUCGUUAUCUCGCGGAGCUGACCAAAUUUGGCUCUGUUCCGGAGCACGUUAUUUUUCAUUGCUUCAAAGUGAGCUUGGAUGAUUUUUCCCGAAUGAAUGUUGAAAUCAUUGCCCAUCUGCUGGAAAACUGUGGACGAUACCUCCUACGAUCCCCUGAGACGGCGCCUCGAAUGGCCUCCUUCCUCGAGACCCUCAACCGCAAAAAGUCGGCCCAGCAUAUGGGUGCGCAGGAAAGGAUGCUGAUUGAGAAUGCGUUGUACUACGUUGAUCCUCCGCAGAGAGCUGCGAUACAGCAAAAAGAACGAACGCCGAUGGAGCUUUUCGUGCGUCAGUUGGUGUACGUCGAUUUGAUCAAACGCAAUUACCUAAAGGUGCUCAAGACCAUUCGAAAGCUACACUGGGAGGAGAGGGAAGUUGUGGAGAUUCUCGAGAAGAUCUUCAGCAAACCUGGGAAGGUCAAAUUCAGCAACGUUCAUCUUAUGGCGGUUUUGCUCCAGGCGCUCUUCCGCUACCACCAAGACUUCGCCAUCGGAGUGAUUGAUAAUGUCCUGGAACAAAUCACUCUUGGCCUUGAACAGAACGAUUUCAAGUUCAACCAGCGGAGGGUGGCGGAGGUCAAGUACCUGGGUGAGCUCUACAAUUACAAGAUGAUUGACUCGACCGUCAUCUUCGACACCUUAUAUCGGAUUGUAACAUUCGGUCAUGAAGGCGGAACCCCGCAACCCGACAAUUACACCCCAUUCGACCCUCCCGACGACUUCUUUCGGAUCCGCCUGGUCUGCACGGUGCUGGAUACUUGCGGAGUCUGUUUCGACCGAGGCAUCUCCCAAAAGAAGCUCGAUUUCUUCUUGACCUUCUUUCAGUACUACCUACUGACCAAGGAUCCGCUCCCUAUGGACAUUGACUUCAUGGUACAGGACACAUACUCACUUGUCAGGCCUAACUGGAAACUGGUGUCAGACCUUUCAGAAGCGGCGAGAUUGUUCGCGGAAGCAGUGAAUGCCAACUACAAGCAAGGCACGGACAAAUCUGUUGAGCAAGCAGAGGACAACGAGGAGUCGGGUUCUGAGGAUGGCGAAGUUGACGCCGAACUCGAGGCCGAGAUGGCGCAAUCUUCGGACGAGGAAGGCGAGGCGGGAGCGGCUGAAGACAGUGGCGAAGAGAAAGAAGAUGUCGACUCGGAGGAAGAAGAACAGAUUGUUGUGUUACGCCAAGAAGAGCAGAUUGACCCUGAAGCCGAAGCCGAGUUUGACCGGGCCUUUGAGAAAAUGAUGGCCGAAAGCUUGGAUUCUCGCAAGUUCGAGCGCAAGGCCCAGUUCGAUGUGCCGUUGCCGAUCCGCAAACUCCAACGGGUGGCAGUCGAGACCAACGACGAGGAGGCUCCGGCGGAGGUUCGACCUGAACCAAACACCAUGGCAUUCUCGUUGAUGACCAAGAAAGGAAAUCGGCAACAAGCAAGUAUCCCUUUGAUUUUUACCAAGACGAUUGAACUGCCGUCGGACUCGAGCUUCGCGAUCUCGAUGAAAUCACAGCAAGCGGCAGAACGGGAGGAACAACAGCGGAUCAAAAACCUGGUCUUGAACUAUGAUCUACGCGAUGAUCAGCAUGAUGGUAUACCCAAUGGAUUUCCUUCCGGCCCUGUUAUGCAACCCCCUCUAGAGAGGAAUCCCAAUACUAAAGGACUCAAUGUGAAACCAGGCCCGGAUCACUUCAACCCUCCUCUCAGUCGAGCAGAGAGAGCCGGACGCAAUACGGCCCGAGCCAGGCGACUCAACCUGAAAGAUGUGGACUGGUAUGAUACCAACAAUGCAACUCGGAGCGGUGGGGUUGGCGGAAACGAAAACAACAGCUUUCGCACACCACCGGAUAAGAGAUCCCAUUUAUCCAAGAAGCCAGGCUGA